This is a messenger RNA of Pisolithus orientalis, 1200 nucleotides long. RefSeq names its product Alpha/Beta hydrolase protein. The transcript has 2 exons. The record is from RefSeq and is a predicted model, not a curated record. Bases 1 to 1200 code for a protein of 399 amino acids. Gene Ontology annotation, molecular function: hydrolase activity. Lineage: Eukaryota; Fungi; Basidiomycota; Agaricomycetes; Boletales; Pisolithaceae.
AUGUCGUUGGCAUUAUGGAUCAAGCAGCCAUGGAAGACAUUCUAUCUUACUUUCCACGUCUUCACUAUCGCCCUUGUUUUCCUCCCGAUACACGCAGUAAAAUUCUCGUUCACACGCCCAAGACCAACUUGGUCAUGGAGGCAUGCGAUGAGAGUAGCCCUCACACGGAGGCUGGGCUCUAUCGCCACAGUCUUAGGGAGGGUACCUUUCGACCCAGAUUACCACGCUAUCGAGCCUGGGCCUGGUGUGGAAGGUGUCUGGAUGGACGGAGUACCCCACCUCAUGAACGCAGAACUUAAGAUCUGGUCAUCCGUUGCCAACGUUACAUCGAUACGCAUUCCGGGGUACUGGUAUGCGAGAACAGGUUCGAACUCGAAACCUCCCACACCCACUAUAACUGGUCAAAAGGUUUUUCUAUACAUACACGGGGGAGGGUUCACUCAACUGUCCGCGCAUCCUCGGUCCCCCACAUCCAUUAUUCCCCGUAGUCUAGUGGAGUUGACUGAUGACGCUCCAUAUGCACUGGCAGUCGAGUACCGCCUCUCAUCGACGUAUCCAUUUGCCGAGAAACAUUCGUUCCCGGCUGCUCUCCUCGACGCACUCACAGGAUACAACUUUCUGGUCAAUACCAUGGGAUACGAUCCCUCAGAUAUCGUCGUUGCUGGUGACUCCGCUGGCGGAAAUAUUGCCCUCGCUCUGACUCGGUACCUCGUGGAGAACAAGGGUAGUACCGAAAUCUCUCUUCCUGGACCACCCGGACACCUUUUAGUCAGUUCACCCGUGACAGACAUGAGUAAUUCGCAUGUAACACCCGGUUCUUCGGCACUCGCGAACGAUAAGGAUAUUAUCGGUGAUUUCUACAACAACCCACAUGACACUCCUUACCGUGUUCUCGCCUACGUCGGCCCAUUUGGAGCUGGCAUCGCAUCGUGCAAUCGCUAUGUCUCUCCCGCAUCUUUGAGCCCGUUGAUGCAAUCCAGGUUCAUUGGAUUUCCGCGUACAUUCAUCAUUGCGGGCGGAAUGGAGGUGUUCCGUGACCAGAUACGUUCGUUGAGAGAUAAGAUGGUGAGGGAUAUGGGUGAAGCGCAGGUGGCGUACUAUGAACCGGUCGAUGCGGUACAUGACUACAUUGUCUUCCCCUGGCACCCCGAUCGUCCUGCUACUCUCAAAGCAAUCCAGGAAUGGCUGGUGUCAGGAUGA